CUCAAUCAGAUUCAGAAGGCGAGCCAACUGGUACUAGUGGAGGGCGUGGCUAGCUAGCUAGCAAGCAGGCAAGGACAAUCAAUUCAGAUGGCAAUAAGCCCCAGGAGCACUGCCCUGGCCACCGCCCUGCUCGUCGUCGCCGCCGCCGCCAUCUGCGCUGCUGCGGCUCGGCUGCCUCCGCCUUCGGCUACGAACGACACUAGUUUGUCCCACUACUUCUACGUGGAGUCGUGCCCGCAGCUGGAGACCAUCGUGCGCUCCGCCGUGGACAACGCCAUCCGCCUGGAUGUCCGACUCACCGCCGGCCUCCUCCGCAUCUUCUUCCACGACUGCUUCCCUCAGGGGUGCGACGCGUCCAUCCUUCUCGACAAUGGCGAGCGGCUGCUCGCACCCAACGUGGGGCUGCAGCAAGGGGCGCUCCAGCUCAUCGAGGACAUCCGCGCCAAGGUGCACGCCGCCUGCGGACCCACCGUCUCCUGCGCCGACAUCCUCGUCCUCGCCACCCGCGACGCCGUCAACCUGGCCGGAGGCCCAGCCUUCACCGUGCCCCUGGGUCGCCUCGACAGCCGCGCGCCCGCUUCCGACAGCGACGUCUUCGCACUCCCGCCACCGACCAGCAGCGUCGACGAGCUCCUUGGCGCGUUCAACAGUAGGAACCUCUCUGACCCCGCCGACCUCGUCGCGCUCUCCGGCGCGCACACCGUCGGGAAGGCACGGUGCAACUCCUUCACCGACCGCACCAACCCCCCCAAGGACGACAUCUCCAGGUGCCUCUCCGAGUUCUGCUCAUCCGGCGACGGGAACCGGCUGCGCGACCUGGACUUCCUCACGCCGGAGGUGUUCGACAACAUGUACUACAUUGACCUGAUGCUGAACAAGGGGGUGAUGCUCACCUCCGACCAGGGGCUGGCCAGCGACGGUCGCACCAGCUGGCUCGUCAAGGGAUUCGCCGACAACCACUGGUGGUUCUUCGACCAGUUCUCAACCUCCAUGAUCAAGAUGAGCAAGCUUAAGGGACCGCAAGGAAACGUCGGCGAGAUCCGUGGCAACUGCUUCAGGCCCAACAGCCCCGGCACCGCUAUCGAUGCCGGCGCCGGCGGCGAGGGCCUUGCAGCCUCUGCUUGACCUUGCUCGAGAUCACCAAACAUUAAUUAGCAUGGCAUGGUCUAGCUAGCAAGCUUCAAAUAACAUAACUUUGGAAAUAAAGAAAAGAGGAAUUUCCUCCUUGGAUCC
Phragmites australis (common reed) is the source of this 1233-nucleotide messenger RNA. Its product is annotated as cationic peroxidase SPC4-like. NCBI's taxonomy places the organism in Eukaryota, Viridiplantae, Streptophyta, Magnoliopsida, Poales, Poaceae. Bases 88 to 1125 code for a protein of 345 amino acids. The transcript has 3 exons. Gene Ontology annotation, molecular function: heme binding; peroxidase activity. The record is from RefSeq and is a predicted model, not a curated record. Gene Ontology annotation, biological process: response to oxidative stress; hydrogen peroxide catabolic process.